Strongylus vulgaris is the source of this 837-nucleotide messenger RNA. The record is from the annotation of a GenBank genome assembly. NCBI's taxonomy places the organism in Eukaryota, Metazoa, Nematoda, Chromadorea, Rhabditida, Strongylidae.
AUGGCGGAGCAGUGUCGUGUUAAGUUGCUUCCCCUAGAUAAUCAAGGAGUGCCAAGAUAUGAUGACCAAACGGGUGAAGUCUUGAUACCAGAAGAUGAUUUUCUAUUGUACAAGGGUAUGUGUGAUAAGACGAUGAUCCUCUUGGAUCACUGGAUUGACAAUAGAGAGAAACUUGAAAAGGAGCUUAGCUUGAUUGCCGAAGACCUAGAUCGUUGGGAGUAUGGAACCAACAUCUCAACGACUGUUGGUUCAGUAGCAGGCAUCGGCGGAGGUGCUGCAAUCAUCGCUGGCAUGAUAGUUAUGCCACCUGUGGCUGUAGCGGGGCUAGCUGUUGGUGGGGCGGCUGCUGUAUCAAAUUUGACUACUGGUAUUCUCAAAAUGGCCAACAUCAAGAAAAAUGUAGACAUUGCUAUGAAAAUGCUUGAAUAUGACAAACAAUUGACUGAAAAUUUGGCAAACGGCAUCGUAAUGCUCGAAGAGACGGAAUCGUCGGUGUUAUCUAAAAAUAAGAUUAAAAUAGAGAGGCGUUUGGGGGACCGCGUCAACCGUGAUACAGUAAUGAAUGGUAUUGGUGUGGGUGCAGUAUCGGUGGCCGGUGGAGCUGCUCGCCUCCUCCUCAAGGAAUCGACAGUCAUAGAGUCAGCAGCGCUGAAAGGUGCCGUUCAUGCAGCUACAGCCAUAGGGAUUGCGAUUGAUUUAUUGACAGCUAUACAGAGUGUCAGGGGUCUAGCAAAGGGUUCCCAUUCUGAAGUGGCCAAGAAACUUCGGUCAACGGCUGAGGAGCUGAAGACUAAUCGUGAAAACAUAACACGUCGCUUGCUGAUGGAAUAUCUAUAG